UCAAGCGUUUAUUACUGGGUAUAAACACUGGAACACGUUGACGCACACGUGCCGAUUUCCAUAUACUGACCUACCCCAGUAAGUCGAAGCCAGGAAUAAUAUACCCGGUUUUUUUCAGGGGCGUAGCUACGAAAACAGUAGAAUGCGAAUCUAACAGGAGGUAACGCAUGAAGACAGAUCACAAAAUAAAUAUGGCCAUGAAUGGAACCAGAGCGACUGGAGUAAGCAAUAAUGAUGAGGAUCAGAAGAAACCUUUCAUCAUCACUAGGAUGUUCAAUAAGAUCACAUCCUCAAUGGAAAAUGGAUUUUACAUGCUUGGAAUGCUGAUUGGCACCCACCCUUUUAAGUGUGUGGUGGUGAGUGCGUUUGUGGUGGGCAUAUUUACUCUUGGUGUGAUCAACUUCACGGAAAACACCGAUUCCGAUUCCCUCUGGGUACCGUCAGAUGCUGAUGUAUUCAAGUACAAAAACUGGGCAUCUGAGAAUUUCCCUAGUACUCUACGCACUGCCAGCAUUAUAUUUGUUUCGAAUGAUGUCUUGAGUACAUCAGCUGUUCAGGCAAUGAACAGUCUAUACAAAAGUAGUCUUGGAUUGACAACGUCAUCAGGGAAAAACUACACAGAAAUCUGUUUUCAAUCUGGCUCCAACUGUUUAGUGAACAGUAUCCUUGAAUUGUGGAGCUUCAAUGAUGCCAGUAUAACCGGGGCAAGUAGAACUGAUAUCGUCAACACAAUCAACACUGCCACAGUGAGCCCUAUGUAUGGUAGGCCGUAUGAUUUUACUACAGCCCUGGGUGGCAUCACCUACAGUUCAGGCACAACUGUCGGCUCUGCUAUGGCAGCUAAAAUGGUCUUCUUUCUGAAGGGAGAUAGUGCAAACAAAGCUGAAUCAAUGGACUGGGAAACCAAGAUAGUAAACCUGGUACUGAAUGCAAAGGACAGUUCUAUUUCUGAAUACUACAUCCUAGCCACAAGGAGUUUUUCCGACGUGGCAGGAGAUGCCAUUAGUGGUGAUGUUUCCUUACUCAGUGCAGGUUAUAUGAUAGUAAUAGUGUAUGUCGUCAUCAUCCUCGGCAGAUUUAACUGUCUAGAUUUCGGGCUGGGUAUUUCGGUGUGCGGCAUUCUAGUGAUCGGAUUGUCGUUAGGUUUCUCGUAUGGACUGGCGUCUGCUGCUGGCUGGAAUUACACACCUCUACAUUCAGUGCUCCCUUUCCUCCUGUUAGGUAUCGGAGUGGAUGAUCUGUUUGUGAUCAUGGGUGCCUACAAAAGCCUGCCUGAUGGGUAUUCUGAACGACCUGUCCAUGAGCGAAUGGCUAUGACCCUGAAGCAUGCAGGAGUGUCCAUCACCGUCACAUCCCUCACAGACAUGUGUGCUUUUGGGAUAGGUGCUACAACAGUACUGCCCGCCCUACGCUCCUUUUGCGUGUUUUGUUGUCUCGGUAUACUGGCCCUCUUCCUGUUGGCGGCUACUUUUUUUGUUGGCUGUAUAGCUCUGACUGCUAAGAGACGCGAUGAUGACAGGAAUUCCUGUAUAUGCUGCUAUAGACACAAUGCUUACUAUCAACCAAAUGAAUGCAGUAAAACAGAAUUGUUUGUCACAGCAGUGAAGAAGUUUUACGCACCUAAUCUGAUGCGUUUACCUGUGAAGAUAGUAGUUAUGGUUGUGACUGCCAUCUUCCUGGGCUUUGGUAUUUGGGGCUUUGUGGUGCUGAAGCAGGAAUACAACCCAAUUUGGUUCAUCCCGAGCGACUCAUAUCCCUACAAGUAUGACAGUGCUAGUAACCUAUACUUCAAUACCGGUGCUCAGGCAGCAGUCUACUGCAAAAGCAUAGAUUACUACUCAAAACAGACCCAGUUUGAUUCCCUGUACAACCAAAUGACUGGUAGCAAAUUCAUAUCCUCAGGGUCCACUGACAGCUGGUUCAAAUCCUUUACCGACUGGCUCAGCAGUACAUCAACCGCCUCAGUCACCUCCAGAUUAGAUUCUAAUAAAUAUCCGAGUUCCUCAGCAAACUUCUAUGACCUGUUGUAUGAGUUUGUGACGACUGAGGCGACAGGACUACGUCACAGGUCUGAGUUAGUGUUUACCAACACGUCGGGAGUUCUUGGAGUGUCUGCAUCCUACAUCAAAUACACCCACGUAGUGUUAACAGACUCGACAACUAAAAUCGAUGCUAUGGAGAACACACAGAGUAUUGUGUCGGCACAGUUUCCCAAUGACAACUGUUUUGCAUAUGGCAGAUUGUAUUUACAGUGGUACACAAACAAGGUUAUCCAAGUGGAGCUGUACAGGAAUCUCGGACUAGCUGUUCUCUGUGUGUUUAUAGUAUGUCUGGUCCUCAUUGCCAAUCUCUUCACCAGUCUCAUGGUCCUAUCCUGUGUCCUGUUCACGUUGGUGGACGUUGGUGGGAUGAUGCACUUCUGGGGUUUGACCAUUGACACAGUGACCAGCAUUAUCCUUAUCCUAGCUAUUGGUCUGGCUGUAGACUACUCUGCUCACAUUGGUCACUGCUUCAUGACAUUUAGUGGCGACAGAAAUGCCCGAGUUCGUGGUACUCUGGUGGAGAUGGGAAGUCCAGUGUUCAGUGGGGCUUUCAGUACCUUCCUGGCUUUCAUCCUCCUAGCUGCCAGUAACAGCUAUGUUUUUACUACAUUUUUCAAGGUGUUUCUACUAGUGGUAGUGUUUGGGGUGUUCCAUGGACUUGCCUAUCUUCCUGUUUUACUGAGCUGGAUCGGACCGUCGCCAUAUUUGAGUGCUGAACGUGAGGAGAGAGGUCCGGGGGAGGUGGAACUUAAAGUUACAGCAGCUGACCUUAAAUCACGCUCAUCUUUACAUGGAGAAAUUAAUCCAGCUAUGGAAGAUAAGCACGAUCUCCAUUUGUCAAAACCACCACCUUCAUCAAAUCAUCUUUACAAUUCCGCGGAAGGCAUUAAGGGGAGAGCGGAGCCACCACCUGAUUACAGUCCCGAGGUUGUGCGCCGCCCCACAAACAUGCCUGUUACAGCCAUUCCCAUCAACUAUCACAGACAUGAUCCCAUUUCAAACAUUCCGCCAAUGCACUACUAUCGGGGACGUGAGAGAUUUCUUAAUCGGCCAUCGCAUUAUCGUCCCCAGGACGAGUACAGUUAUUGGUAUAAUAAUAGUUAUCCUUAUUACCAUGAUUAUAACAAUCAAUAUCAUUUUAACCAAUAUUAUUAAUGUUUUAAUGAGGGUAUCUGUCUACUAUAUGCAUAGACCAGGGAAUCAGAAAGUCAUAUUUUGAUGAAAAUAACAUAUGCUAGUACAUGUAUGUUUAUUUUACGCACCAUGUCAAUCAAAUCAUUCCAACUAUAAUUCAGUGUUCUAUUUCAGAUUGCUCACUCCAAUAAUUUUUUUUUGUACUUAUUUUGUUAUAUAUUGGUGAUUAAGAUGAAAAAUGUAUCCACGCAGGUAAUCUGACAAUAUCGUUUUUUAUGUGUUCCACUAAUCAUGAUUUCUAUCUCGGUCAUUCAAAUUAACAUAUUUUUCAUAGGUCUUCUGGUUAUCGAAACCAUUGAUAAAUUUAGAUUGAAACUUGGAUAUGAUGACUUUGACUAGUAAGGUACUGUUUGCAAUGUGAUUCUUGAACUAUAACUUAUACGUAUAGGAUCUAGGAUAUAUCCUCACAAGUCAUCGUCUGUUUAAUUGAUACAACUAGAUAAAGACAGUGUAAUGUGAAACAUGUGAGUUUUUUUUAUAUAUUGAAUAUAACGCGAGAAAUGCGAUUAUUGUACGUUGAAAAUCGGAAGGUAAUAAUUAUCGGUACGUUGAUAAUGAAGUGUCAGGAAGCAAUCAUCAACAUCUCCUUUAAUUGUAACUUAUUUUACAACAAUUACGAAAAAAGUUGUAUCAACUUGAAGUAAUCACGCUUGGAAAACCCAAUUGGUCAUUUUUGAUUUGAGCAGCAUUUGUUAAAUUGUCAUUGGAAAUAAUUUGAACUAACAAGAAUUAUCAGGAUGGGGUGACAGUUUCAUGAUAUGUACAUAUCAGCCGAAACUGAUCCCCAGAGGCUGAUAGGCGGGGCAAAUUUGGCUAAAAUAUCACAACUCGGGUGAUAUUUUAAGGGCCUCUUGUUAUUUAGGAGCAUUGAUUUUGUCUAAAUGUGUUGAAUCUCUUUUUACAUAUUGAUUUUGCGGUUAACAUAUUGCAUUCACUGUAUUUCUAAUUCUAAAAGAAUACGUUUUCUUUUUAAUCAUACUCUAUAUAUAGUCCUAGCCUUAUUUAAUGAAAUAUUUUUACUGUAGAAGUUUAAAUUAUUGUGCUGUAACAUUAAAAUGUCAUAUUAUUAAUAUCUUCUUGCCAUUUCCGAUCAUAUUCCAUUGUGAAUGUAAAAACCAUGAUGAAUAUUUACUUUGUGCUAUGGUUUAACGGCCAACUUCAUCAAAACCUUUGUAGGAGAUUAUAUAAUCUGAUAAAGCUUUAAGUAAAAUUGUGUUGGUAAACUGCUCACGUGCCAUUAAUUGUUUUUAUACGCCAGAGUCGUCUGAUAAUAAACACAUACUCCAUUUGUGUCCUGUUGACAUUGAAUGUGUUAGGUUCACUCAUAUUUCACUUAAAAUAGAUUUGGUACAUUUUCUUUUUAUCUAAAGAUAUUCAGAACACUCUUUCGCAAUUCCUUGAUAAUUAAAAGGGUUUCGUUAAUUUUGUUUAUUAAAAUAUUGUGAGAUAGCUGUAAUUGACCAUUUUUGAUGUGGUUUUUAUUGAAAACCUGAAUGUAACCAGUUUUAUUAAAUCUACGUAUGGUUUGGUGUCAGAAUGAUUAUAUUUGGGAACAGUAUGUUAAAAUCUGUGACGAUCAUUUUGCUAUUUAAAGUAUUACCAUUGUGAUGUAUAGAAUCCUACCUCUGUUUUAAUCUAGAUAAAACAAAUCGUCAGGACAUUUUUAUAAGAAGCUCGCUGAUAUGAAAAAGAACAUUUAAUUGAUGCGUAAUGAAUCUCAUUUGAAAUGACACCUGUGCUAAUAUAUCUAUAUAUCUUGAAGCUUUUGUUGUUAUUAUUAAUAUAUGUAAAUUUACAUGGCAUGUUUUCCUAUUUUCGUUACUUGAUGAGAUAUUUGAGGUGGUGUAAAAUGACAAAAAAUGCCAGUUUUUGCCAGAGAUUAUUUAUGUCAUCGUUUUUUUGGAAGUAAAGUAUUAAAUUAUCAGAAAAAAA
This is a messenger RNA of Pecten maximus, 5168 nucleotides long. RefSeq names its product protein patched homolog 1-like. The record is from RefSeq and is a predicted model, not a curated record. NCBI's taxonomy places the organism in Eukaryota, Metazoa, Mollusca, Bivalvia, Pectinida, Pectinidae. Bases 168 to 3197 code for a protein of 1009 amino acids. The transcript is spliced from 20 exons. Gene Ontology annotation, cellular component: membrane.